This is a messenger RNA of Entamoeba nuttalli P19, 1020 nucleotides long. RefSeq lists its product as hypothetical. The record is from RefSeq and is a predicted model, not a curated record. The transcript is spliced from 3 exons. The coding region runs from base 1 to 1020 and encodes 339 amino acids. Lineage: Eukaryota; Evosea; Mastigamoebida; Endamoebidae.
AUGAAUAACCAAAGUUCACAUUCAAUUUUAUAUGAAAAAAGAAAAGUAAUUUCUUGUAUUAUAGCUAUUGUUAUUUGUAUUGCUGUUACUCUUACUUUUAUUUCAGUUAUUAUUAGUCCAACAAAACAAAUAUCAAUUCCUUUAAAAUCUUUUCAACCAACAGACAAAGCUGAGGUCACAUUAAAAAUUAAUGGUUUAGUUCCAUUUCAUUCAUUCUUAGAUCUUUAUAUUAUUCCAAGUAUUUUAAAUAUUACAUUAGAACCUAUUCAUGUUGAUAGUUCUGUUCAUUUUCUGGAUAAUACAAUUUUUAUGGAAAAAAGAAAUGAUUUUAAUAUUAAAUGUAUUAAUGAUAUAUGUGAGAAAAUAUUAGUAGCUUCUAUAACUCCAAUUCGUGAAAAAGAUUUUAUUAUUAAAGGAAUAGGAGUUGGAGUUGGUCAGUUUUGUUGUAUGAUUUCUUUAUUAAUGUACAACGGUUCAGGUAAUAUCAAAAAUUGUACAAAGCUUGAUCAACCUACUGAGGCAUAUGUUUUGAUUUCUGCAUUAUCAUUUACUAAUGUCCUUUAUAUUAUCUUAUGUGGAUAUCAUAGUUAUUGUAUUCUUCGUAAUAAUCAUAGUUUCAAACAAUUUAUUGUUCAUUUAUUAUUCAGUAUUCCUGUUGGAAUUAUUCUUGUAUUCACAACAUAUAAUUAUUAUUAUUUUUCUCUUGUUCCACCUGUCUCAUUUAAAUUGGCUACUACACUUUCUUCAGAAAUACUUCUUAUUGGAUUUUAUGCUUUGAACUUUGGAACUUACUCUCUAAAUAAUGUUGAAUACAAAUUAGUAAAUUCUGAAAUUCCUAUUGAAGAUAAUGAUUCAAAUUCUCAUUCAAGAAAGUCUUUUGAUCUUUCUUCAAGGCCAUUAGUUUCUGCUAAUUUAAAAGAACCAAACACCUUCCUUCAAUCAAAUUCAGUUCCAAAAAGCAAUAUUUCAAAAGAAGAAUUACAAACAAAUUUCGUUGGUGAUGAAGAAAUUAUUCUUUAA